GCUCGCCGUCGGUAAACACCACUCAGCUGGCACAACAUGGAGGAUCACCCCACACCGGUCGCGUCCGCUCGCUACCGCUCGCUCGUAACCCAACAAACGCCGAUGACUUAUUAACUUAGCGACACGGUAACGCGGCGGACAAUGUCGACGGUGUCCACGUCGUCGCGCUGAGCAUGGAGGGGAACCGCGACGAGGCGCUCCGUUGCCUGGGCCUGGCACGGGCCGCGCUGAGCCGCGGCGAUUCGGAUCGAGGCCGCGUUUUCCUCGCGAAGGCCCAGCGGCUCUACCACACGGCGCAGGCGGCGGCUCUUCUGGUGGAGCUGGACAAGGCUGAAUGGAAGAAUCGCCAUUGGGAGAACCAGAGAGCCUUUCACCACCACCACUACCACACAGCUCACUCUGGACCAGACCCUGCCAACCUCAACGGAACCUCUGCCAAAUCCUACCCCAAUUGCAGGACAACUGGGGAGAUAUCUACCGAGCGCAGCUACACGGCUGAACAAUUGUAUGGCGUCCAGAGGAUAAAUGGCUGCAGGAACAUGUACGAAGUCUUGGGUGUCAGCAGGGAUGUCUCGGACGAUGACCUCAAGAGGGCAUAUAGGAAACUGGCACUCAAGUUCCACCCAGACAAGAACCACGCUCCUGGAGCAACAGAAGCCUUUAAGGCGAUUGGCUGUGCGUACUCCCUGCUAAGCAGCGCGGAGAAGCGGCAUCUGUAUGACCUGCGGGCCAACGAGCGAGAGCAGCGCAUGGGGGCUGAGGAUGGGGCCGGUGGUCCGGGUACUGCGGGACGGGCCAGCCAUGGAGCCAACUGGGGGGGGAGAUACGCCGGGAGUGGGCGACACAGCGGGCGCCCGCGGUUCAACUAUGAUCCCGACCCAGACAUCUCUCCCGAAGAACUUUUCAACAUGUUUUUUGGUCACGCCUUUCAGAGUGCUCGGAGCCAAGCUUAUGAAAACAACCGGCCUCGUCAGUCAGCACGAAACCCUCCCUCUCCAAACAAGCGUAGUUUGGGUGACAUGACAGGCGUGCUACAGUUUUUGCCACUGGUGCUGCUGAUAGUCGUUUCUGUACUUGGGCAGUUCAUGGUCUCGCGACCCACUUACAGCCUGGCUCCUAAUCCCUCGCUGGGACACACAGUCCACCGGCGCACGCAGAGACUGGGCGUGAGUUACUUUGUGAGCGACGACGCGCAAAUUCACACGGACAAGAGGACACCAGCGGUGGCGGAGAAUGACGACGACGGAGAUGAGGCGUGGGGUCGGGGUAAAGCAAUCCCAGAGGCAUGGCGACGCUUGGAGCAGAGCGUGGAGGACGAUUACGUUGGUGGACUGCGCUCAUCCUGCCAGCGCGAGCGCCAAUACAAAAGCGAACUUCUCUACAAGGCGAAGGUGUACAGAGACGAGCGGUACCUUGCCCUGGCGGAAAGCAUGCGCACAGACAGCUGCGACACGCUGGAGCGCCUAAGUCAGCACUUCCGGGGCGGCUGACACAUACCCCGCACGCUCACAUACGCAGUCCUGCCCCUACCAGACACCCAAGCCAGAUCACACCUCGCAUCCUACCUUACCGUGGCAGGGGACCAGUUGCGCAGCAUUAAGAAAUACAAAUUGAAUGUUAAUUUUAUUUUUUGGUGGCAAGAGUUUGGGUGCUAGAAAGGUAAGCAGGUUUACAUGAAAUAAAAUUGGUUUCACUCGGUUCUUUUUGCAAAUGUAGUUUGUCAAAUGAAGUGGGUCUUUUGUUAGAUUUCUGUUGGUAAUCUCUCUGCUUUCAUCAUGCAGCUGCUCAUUGCCACUGGUAUCUACGGAAUUCUUGAGCUAACCACACACGGCAGUAUUGAUAUGUUUUCACCUGUGAUGUGAAAUGAUGAAAGCAUCCUUAUCUCUGGUCCAUUUUGAAGCUUAUCAUUGAGUUUGUGUGCAGAUAUGCGAGCCAGUCAUUUCCAUCUGCAGGUUUUGGGUGCAUUUGCUUUACGAGUUUAAUGGAAAAGCUAUUGACAGUAGUGAAGGAAAUAGUGAUGGUUGAUGUUAACAGUGACCGAGAUGCUGUAGACAUAUAGGUAGUGUUGCUAAGGAUGAUUGUGUAAAAAAUAUAUCGUUAAGUAUUCUCCCGUUGUAUAUUGUGUGAAAAUGUCCUUCAAAUCUGUGUGCAUAUUGUUCGUAUUUGACCUUAUCUUAUUUAUUCCAAUAUCCAGUUAAUUUAUUACAAUAAAUUCUAAAUGCACUCA
Molecule: messenger RNA, 2227 nt
Organism: Petromyzon marinus (sea lamprey)
Lineage: Eukaryota; Metazoa; Chordata; Hyperoartia; Petromyzontiformes; Petromyzontidae
Product: dnaJ homolog subfamily B member 14-like
Biological process (GO): cellular response to misfolded protein
Cellular component (GO): endoplasmic reticulum membrane
Molecular function (GO): Hsp70 protein binding
Source: RefSeq, a predicted model, not a curated record